UUAUUUUGAAGGUGCAGACCGGACGGGCAGCUCUUCUUCGUCUUUGUUCCAGAAUCAGGUACACGGUCCAGAACGACCUGGAGGACCUGGACCGUGUUUUUAACGGGCUGACGGUACCGAACCCGGUACCUGUGGUCAGCUUACCCUGACCUCAUUAUCCACACAGAGAGGACACACACCCUGCUGUGUUUAAAACACACAGACAACAAGUUUGAGAAGUUGACGUGUCCGUCGACUUCAUGAUGCUAACAAUGAGAGCUAACUUAGCUCUGACACAAACAGGCUAACGUCACAGCAGAUUAACCACAGGAGAGACUCUGACAGGGUUCCGAUCAGUGAAGAGGGGUGAACCAUUUCACCAGAUUAACCACAGGAGAGACUCUGACAGGGUUCAGAUCAGUGAAGAGGGGUGAACCAUUCCACCAGCUCACCGUGAAGUGAACAUGUACAGGUUAGCUGGAGUAGACAGCAGCGCAGCUUCAUCACACACAGGUUAGGUUUGAGGAGUGGAGCAGCUUCUUCCUAAAAACUGAAAAACAAGUUUCAGCCAAACGCCUGAAGUCUGUUUGACUUAACCUGCAGACGGUCCGAAAGUGUGUCAGGUGGAACCACGACAUGUAGACAGAAGCUUCUUAAUGCUGCCAGUUUGUUACAGUCAACCACUGUUUUGACAUUCACCUCUUCAGACACACCCAAAGGUGUUCCUAUGGCACAUAACUCUGCCCAGGCCUUGUGAGCAAGAACAACCACUUAUCAGCUGAGUUGGCAGUGCGUGCAUGCUUUCACAGUGAGCUCACAUAGCUGCUGGGCCAACUCAAGCAAGAGGAGCUUAAAUCAAACAGCAGACUCAUUUUGAUUCACCUCCAGGCGGCUCAGUGAGGGAGGAUGACAGCUGUGGUGGGCUGGGCGUGGGGGUGGGUUCGCUCCUGGGGCGGCAGCAGCAGUAAAGCUGUGUCUGAGAAUACUCCCACGGUAACAGCUGAGGAGCAGAAGCAGUUCAGCCGGGGGAGCAGGGGGUGGAUGUCUUGGAUUUGGGGAGGAUGGAGACAACAGAGUGAUCACGGCACUCCAGUGGAGGAGUUCUGGGAGGCUCAGGAGAAGCUGCAGCCCAUGGAGGUCGAGGUUCUCGGUGCAGCGAAGCAGGGGAAGGAUUCAAAAGCACAGCAGGUUUCAAGAUGGUGGAGUAAAUAUGUCCCAACCUCUUACCUUCCCUGGCCAAGAAUAAUGGAACCCAGCGGUGGAAGGCGGAAGAAGCGCGAUGCUCGGAGUGGAGAUGAUGUUGAUGGAGACUUUUCAGACUAUGGGACACCUCCUCCGUCUCCUACACCUUCUGCUCACAUAACAUCUCCUUUCCGACUCUUUGUGAAUGGCUUGAAGCUGGAAAUCCUCCCAGAGCACCACGACAUCUGCUUCAACUUCCUGCGCCACCUGUUUGACCUGUUCGUGGUCGGAUUCCUGUGGACCGUGUCCCCCCCGACCAAGCUGAUCCUGGAGGUGCUGGGAGUCCAGGGAGCUCUGAGGCUGUGGCUUCACGGCAUGGCAAUGUUCUUUGUCUCCACUGUGGGGAUGGCAGGAUUACUCUGGCUGGUUCAGGAGUACCUCCCUCAGUUUGCCCUGAUCUACGGGAUCAUCCAGGCCCUGGUGAUCUCUGUGAGUGUGAAGCAGAGUGUCCUCCUCGACACAGAGGAGGAGGAAGAAGAAAAGGAAGAGGGAGAGAAGGAGGCUGAUGAGAUGAAAGACAGUGAACACAAAGAGAAGCUGGUGUCUGCGAAGGACAAGGUGAAGACGAGUUAGACUUCAGAUGCCGAGGCUCUGCUGUCUGUCCAGGGGGUCACACCUGUAUGAGAGCUGCAGGUGUGUGACAUCACACACCAGAGACGGUGUCCUGCAGCUGGACUCUCCUGUUUUAUUGCACACUUCUUACAGACUGGUUGACGUUGUACUUGUGUCACUUUAUGUUCAACACUAUUGAUCUGCAGUUUAUAUCCGUGUUGUCACCUGAAUGUGGACUUUAGAGAGUUUAUUUCAGAUGCAAUCAGGCGAGGGGUUCUGAAUGUUCGACAAGGACAAUGUUAUGCAGUAUUUAAGGAUUUGAUCUGUUUUGUUUAGUAUUUCUUGUUCUGUUGGACUUUUUCUCUCUGAGUCAGUCAGUCAGUCACCUGUUGCCUUUGGUUCAGUCUGAGGGAGAGGAAAUAACAAAAUUCAACUCCAAACAAUGAGAUAAACAGCUAAAAUGAUAAUAUGUAGAAUCACCAACAGAGGAGUAAAAUAUUGAAAAUGUAUACCCCUGCUUUAUCAAAAUAAACCCCCUGUGCAUUAAAUGUUAGGUUAAAGGGUAUUAAAAGAAGUGUAGUGUGAGCGCCUUCUACAGAGGUAUAGUUUCUGCAUAGUACCCUGUUUAAACACUACAGUAAGCGGGGAACUGUUCCCACACAGACUUAUGUAUUUAAGAGUUACCCCUGAUGUUUGUUCUGUUUGAAGUUAUUUAAUCCUAAAGUGAAUUUAGAAGCAGGAGCUCCUGCAGCUUUAGUCAGACUGUGCGGACUGUUUGAAGAUUAAGUCUGAGCGCUCUCUCUCUUUUAAAUAGUCACCUGUAUCGAAGAUGAAUCCAUGCACACUUCCUCUACUCCAAACUAUGUCAGACAGAGCAGGACCAUUGCAUGUUUACUGCCUGUAAAUUGGCCUGGUGUAGGUAUUGGCCAUGCGGAAAAGAGAUAAGGUGAAAGGACAAACUAUUGAAAUCUAGUUAAUUAAUGCAAGGCGGUAAAAACUGUACAAUCACUCUGAAAUCAUUGUAUACAGGAAGUUGUAAUGUUGUCUUUAAAAGGGGUUCUGAAAAGCAUGUUACAAACAUCUGGUCAAACACACCUUUGCGUUCAUAUAACACUAAAAUGACUCCUUUUGUUUAACAGUUUGCAAUGUUUGCAAAGAUUGUUUUCUCCCUGCACCAGCUGCACAUGAUCCAUGUUUCGCAGCAACAGAAUGUAAAGCAGCCUUAGCACACUCCACUUUGUUUGCAAUUUGCAUCUUUAAAGCUUAGUUUAGGAGGAUGAGAUUCCCCACAAUCCCCACUAAUACUUAAUGCAGCCGAAAUAAAACAGAUAACGCAAAAAGGGGAAGUAGACAGCAGGGUUAAUAAAGCUGCAGCUGCCCACGUGAGUAACAUAAGGAGAGACGUGCUGCACAUACAACAAUGCAGACUUAAUAAAAAAUGCUAGAGUCCAGAACAAAUGCAACCACUGACAUGCCCUGCAGAAAUUGAAACCACUGCAUCCACAGCAAAUGUGCUGCAAAUACAUAAAUUAUGCAAAAUCAAAAACAUAAAUCCAGAAAACAGCAGAAGAAAAACACUGCACAAACAUCAAUCAUCACAACAGAAAUGCCCCCGGCCUGCAGGAGGCACUCAGUGGAACAGUUUAUCAUUGACAGAGGAGAGUACAGCACUUUCUGUCAUGUGCAUUCUGACUUUUAACAUGUUUGGCUUUAUGUAAAUUGGCUACUGUAGAACUGGGAGUUGUCCUCAAACCCCUGUAUUUAAGUCGUUAUCAACUUAGUACAGAGGGUGAGGGUCAGACAUGUGACCUCACACAGCAGCAGAAACAAAAUGAAAGGACCUCGUUGGGCUGUCAGGAUUGAACCUAAAGUAAAAAGUAAUCAUUUUGUUGAUCCAGCCAGUUGGGAAUGAAACCGUUAUUCUCAGACUAUUUCAUCACUUAAUUCUGUAUAAUCACUCACUCAGCCUACAAGCUAAAACAUUACUUCAUCCCAAAGUCACCAAAAGUAAAUAUCAGACCCUGUAUAUUCAAGGUACAUCCCUUUAGAAUAAUCUUACACUCAGCUUGCAUUUCUCAGACAAAUCAGGAGAAAAUGAACCAGUCUGAGUUUUUUGUGCUACACAAUUUGGUCUCCUAUCUUUUCUCCUAUUUUUUGUUAUUAAAGAGAAAAGAUAGGCCAAACCCACUAAGUAGGCCAGGAGGGAAUAUGUGAUACCACAGGUUUAUAAUCUGUUUCUGUUGAUGAAGAGAACGUUUGUUGCAAACUGAAAACAACACAUGUUUGAGAAAUCCUAGAUUUCUUUUUUUUCAGGCUGCAUUUUGAAAAAGUGUUGCGACAUACAUGUUUUUAUAGCAUACUAAAUCCUACUGAGUUCUAAGUUUGGGACUGAAUGUGUGGAUUCUAAUUUGAAUAUCAUCCUGUUCACAGUUUGAUAUUCAGUGAUCACCCUCACCAACAUGUUACAGGAGGAGUUCAGGAUCACUUUGUUGAACAGACUGAUGUGAUCGUGCCUUUAAAGGAUCAAAAGUCAAAUUUAUUCAAAUCAGGACACGUGAGAGGAGGGGCAAGCUGCCACUGCUGACCUGUUGGUUUGCACACCUGUCAAUCAAAUGGACAAUCACACUUUAAAAUGUACCACAAGAAGCCAUUAGAGAUCCUGAAUGCAGCAUGGACUUCAGAGAGGUUCUUUAAGUCAGGUGAGACUAGUUAAAUGUUGAGUAAAUGGAUUUCAGUUGAUUUGAUAGAGUAUCUAUCAGACUCCGAGAAACGGACUCAAGCCUCUGAGGUUAUUCUCAUGAUAUGUUAAUGAAAUGUUCAUGACUCUGUUUUGUAUUUUAAUAUUUCCACACUGAACUGAAACACAGACUGUGACCUGUGGAGAGACUUUUUAUUCUCCAUACAUGAAUAACACGAUCGAUCAUUGAAGCUUGUUGUGUUUAGAGAUCGUAACACCAGCAGCAUAUCUUCAUGUUUCUGUGCCAUCGUGUUGCUUGUUUGAAACUUUAUAGGGAAUAUAAACCACACUAUGAUGUGUUUGUAUGGGUUUUUACUUCCUUGUUAUGCUUCAGAGUUAAAGGCACAAAAUAAAACACCAAACAUGAAA
Notolabrus celidotus (New Zealand spotty) is the source of this 4879-nucleotide messenger RNA. It is a transcript of the gene c16h6orf47, whose product is annotated as chromosome 16 C6orf47 homolog. NCBI's taxonomy places the organism in Eukaryota, Metazoa, Chordata, Actinopteri, Labriformes, Labridae. The coding region runs from base 886 to 1794 and encodes 302 amino acids. The transcript is spliced from 4 exons. The record is from RefSeq and is a predicted model, not a curated record.